Messenger RNA from Toxorhynchites rutilus septentrionalis, 486 nucleotides. RefSeq lists its product as uncharacterized. The record is from RefSeq and is a predicted model, not a curated record. Bases 1 to 486 code for a protein of 161 amino acids. The transcript has 2 exons. Lineage: Eukaryota; Metazoa; Arthropoda; Insecta; Diptera; Culicidae.
AUGUUCAAAUUGGUGCUGUUGUCUGCUGCUUUUGUCAUGGCCGCUGCUGCCCCGCAUGCGUCCGUUAUCCGUCAACCUGCACUUGUGGCUCACAAGGAAAUCUCUUACCGGAAGAGCAUCAUUGAAGAACCAACCGUUGCUCAUGUGGGAACCGUCGUAAAGCAUGUCCCAACUGGAGUCACCCAUCACAGCUCAUCGGUUGUUCAUGACAAAAAGUUCUCUGAUCCAAUUUACGCUCAUGGCUCGAAGAAAACUAUUGUUGCGACUCCAGUAGAGAAGACCACAUACCAUCACACUGUGGCUGCUGCUCCAGUUCUGACUUACGCUGCUGCUCCAAUUGCCAAGGCUGCUUAUGUUGAAGCCGCUCCAGCUUGGACUUAUACUGCCCCAGCUAUCAAGACUGCCUAUGUUGGAGCCUCUUCAGCAUUAUCCUACUCUGCUGUUCACCAUGGCACCCAUCCCGUGGUCUAUGGAGAGCACUACUAA